CUUUGCGUGUGUCAACUUUGAACUGAUCAAAGAAUUACUAGACUUCUCCUUGAACUUGAAGAGUUUUUCUUUCCAGUAGUUGAGAUAAUGGGAGAGAUCAAUGGCUACACGGACUUGGAGAAGCAGAGGCUGCUGCUCAACGAGCACGAGGAGAAACAUUUCAUGUCGAGCGAGGUCGUCCGGGACAUCAUCCUCGGUGUUUCGGAUGGCCUCACGGUCCCUUUCGCGCUUGCUGCAGGCUUGUCGGGGGCAAAUGUACCCUCGUCCAUCAUUCUAGUCGCCGGCGUAGCUGAAGUUGCAGCCGGUGCCAUCUCCAUGGGGCUUGGCGGGUAUCUCGCAGCUAAAAGUGAAGCUGACCAUUACGCAAGGGAGCUGAAGAGGGAGCAAGAGGAGAUCGUUAGCGUUCCUGAUAUAGAGGCAGCGGAAGUGGCAGAAAUACUAGCACAGUAUGGAGUCGAACCACAUGAGUAUGGUCCCGUGGUCAGCGCUUUACAGAGGAAUCCCGACGCUUGGGUCGACUUUAUGAUGAAGUUCGAGCUAGGCCUGGAGAAGCCCGACCCGAGGAGGGCUCUUUGGAGCGCCCUGACCAUCGCGUUCUCUUACAUUGUCGGAGGGAUAGUGCCCCUAGUGCCCUACAUGGUCAUACCCAUUGCAACCCGGGCCCUGGGGGCUUCCGUUGUCUUAACGCUGGUGGCGCUUUUGAUAUUUGGGUUCGUGAAGGGACACUUCACCGGCAACCAGCCCUUCAAGAGUGCCCUCCAAACUGUCCUUAUCGGAGCCGUUGCCUCCGCCGCUGCUUUCUCUAUUGCUAAAGUCGUCAAAGCCUAGGUAGCUCUCAUUUGACGGAGAUGAAUAAUUUGACAUUUUUACUUUUCAUAUUUUCCUCUUUUUUUAUAUCUUCUUCUUCUUCUUUUUUCCCCUUUUUCGUUCACCGUGUUUUUUUUUUUGGGGUUUUUACCGUCUUGUGUCCUCCUUGCGUGUUAAACAAAAAUAAAUACUAUUCCAGCAUAUCAAGGUUAAAAACCCACAGAAAGCAGAGAAACGGAGUAUGUAAUAUGGUGAAACACAUUUUGGCCGGUAAUUCAAAGGUCUUAGAUUCAAUGUUUGUAGUAAA
This is a messenger RNA of Punica granatum (pomegranate), 1114 nucleotides long. The record is from RefSeq and is a predicted model, not a curated record. Lineage: Eukaryota; Viridiplantae; Streptophyta; Magnoliopsida; Myrtales; Lythraceae.